This is a messenger RNA of Momordica charantia (bitter melon), 2380 nucleotides long. Its product is annotated as Sept9 (DUF616). The record is from RefSeq and is a predicted model, not a curated record. Lineage: Eukaryota; Viridiplantae; Streptophyta; Magnoliopsida; Cucurbitales; Cucurbitaceae.
CAAUCGGUUCUCAAAAUCCCGGCAAAAAUUCAUACAGUGAAUGUGGGCAGUGCAACGAAAGAGGCAAGAAAUCUUCUCUACUGGCAAUUCGCUUCUGAUUGAGCCCUGAGAAUUCCAUUUCGAAGUAGUGAAAUGAUCUGGUAACAGUAGAUAUUAAAGAUAUUGAAACGGAAGAUUGGGCGAGCGGAGAGAUCGUCAUUCCGAGGACGCCUAAUUUAAACGUGGAUUUAUUUGCUCGUCUUGUUAUUAUAGAAAUGAGAAGUUGAGAUUGUCAUUAUGGAUAGCGAGUUCCAGAGAUCGCUUUCUUUGCGGGUGAACCGUAGAGGAGAGCGUAAUGUUCAGAAUCAGCAGGUUAGAGACGUUGAAGGAGGUUUAUUUUUUCCCGGAAAGUUGCCUGCAGAUUACCCAAUUAAGAUUGUUUGGAAGAAGGGAUUCAUUCGAUUAUUCCUUGUCGGUGGAAUUUUAUGGAUGUUGCUGAUUCUCAUUGCCUCCCUCUUUCAUGUUUGGUCUUGCCAAUCAUCUAUUGCUUUUUUCUCCGCAAUUUGUAAUAAAGAAAGUAAGGUUUUCACGAUCUUAGACUCGAUGGGAUUUAUUGCGAAGGCGCAGCACCGCUGUUUAAUUCCAGUGGCGGACGAACCUGAUAAAGUAGUUAUUCCUAAGGGAAGGACUCCUGAUGAAAUUGUCAAAAAACUUGUCUAUAUCACUGAAGAUGAGUACUCACUAGAUGGAACUCAAACAUCCCCACUGUUUGGAGGACACCUGAACUGGACGCAAAGAGAGGAAAGCUUUAAACUAAAACCGACCAUGAAGGUGCAUUGUGGUUUUAUGCGAAACGGUGGGGCUGAAAUGGUUCCUACCGAUGUCAAGUAUGUCAAGAAAUGUAGGUUUGUGGUUGCCUCAGGAAUUUUUGAUGGAUAUGAUGUUCCUCGACAGCCUUCAAAUAUUAGCGCCCGCUCUAAGGAUCUAUUUUGCUUCCUUAUGGUGGUGGAUGAGGUUUCUAUGCAAUUUAUAAGAGAAAAUGUUACCAUUAAAGAGGAUAAUGAUGGAGGAAAAUGGGUUGGUAUCUGGCGCCUUAUUCUACUGAAGUAUCCACCCUAUGAUGAGCCAAGAAGAAAUGGAAAGGUUCCAAAGAUAUUAACUCAUCGGUUGUUCCCUCAAGCACAGUAUAGUAUCUGGAUUGAUGGUAAAAUGGAGCUGAUAGUCGACCCUUUGCUCAUUUUGGAAAGAUACUUGUGGCGUGGGAAGCAUACCUUUGCCAUUGCUCAACAUAAGCAUCAUCUUAGUAUCUAUGAAGAGGCUGAUUCAAAUAAGCGAAGGAAACGUUAUGCCCGUCCUCUUAUUGAUCUUCACAUGAAAAUAUACCGUUAUGAAGGAAUGGAGCCAUGGAGUCCAGAAAAGAAAACUGUCAGUGAUGUUCCAGAGGGAGCCAUUAUUAUACGGGAGCAUACAGCAAUGAGUAAUUUGUUUAGCUGCUUGUGGUUCAACGAAGUCCACCUGUUCACACCAAGGGACCAACUGAGUUUCGGUUACGUCGUAUACAGGCUAGGGGAUUCUUUCAAGUUCUUUAUGUUUCCAAAUUGUGAGUAUUAUUCACUUUUUAUUUUGCACCCACAUACAAGGGAGCAUUCUUCUCUUAUAGAGUGGGUUAAAGAUUGGGAUCAACUUAAGGGGAAUAUGAGCAGUAUGAAAGAGUAUAAACAGUGGAAGCAGCGCAACGUAUCGACUAGUUUGAUAGAGACUAGGGGAGGAUUAGGCUUGUGGACUCCUUACCCCGGAAAUCUCGAUUCAGUUGUACUCCCAACUGUGGUUAGAUCAUCAAAAGCAGGCUGAACAUUGAUUCUAAAUUGUACAAUCCUUUCUGAAAAAGAAUCUAUUGAGUUCUCUAUAAUGUUAUUUUUUCGUCGACCCAACUUUAUUCGGAAGGAAAUGAUAAAGAAGGUUUCUCGUGCUGGUUCCUUACCAUAUAUUAGACAUGACCACAACUCCCCAUCAAUGGCUGAGUGAGCUCUAGAGUUUGAAUUUUGUGGUAUAACCUAUAAGAUUUGAGUAGAAGGCUAAUAUUCUACACUCGUUUGGAGUCUUUGGGCUGUUGAAAGAUUGAGGAAGCGAUAGAAGCAUGUUCUUAGCUGUCAUUGGAAUCAGAAAUUAACUCCAUCUUUGAUUCCAUGGUGAGUUUUCAUUAUUUUGGCCAUAUCAAUUUGUAUCAUUGAGGAAUAUUAAGGCUUGUUUAGACAACCAUUUUCAAAUUUGCCUGUCGGUUUUGCUUCAAAAUUGUUUUGGACUAUGAGUAGAUGGUAUGUAAAAGUCAAUGUUAUUUUGUGCCAUAAACUCCUUCACCGACAACAAGAACAUAACUCUAAAGACAUAAUUCAUUCUGUUA